GAAAAUAUCGUUCAAAAAUCAUGCAAAAAGUAUAAGCAAAGGAUUAAAGAUUUAAUACUUUCAACUGAAGGAUUCAAAUAUUGUCGAAGUUAUGAAAAUGAAGAUGAAAUUUUUUAUUCGGAUAGAGAUAAAUAUCUAAUAACAGAGUUUAACGAUAUUGAACGUACUUCAGGUUUUAUUAAAAGUUAUCAUCCAGAUGAUACUGAAAUUGAACGUAAAAAGAAAAAAGUUCAAGAGGGAAGUUAUGAACCAAAAGAAUUGGUUGUCGAAGUUGAAGUCAUUGAUGAAGAAAAUUGA
Molecule: messenger RNA, 297 nt
Organism: Dentiscutata heterogama
Lineage: Eukaryota; Fungi; Glomeromycota; Glomeromycetes; Diversisporales; Gigasporaceae
Source: the annotation of a GenBank genome assembly